Molecule: messenger RNA, 3181 nt
Organism: Ficedula albicollis (Collared flycatcher)
Lineage: Eukaryota; Metazoa; Chordata; Aves; Passeriformes; Muscicapidae
Product: putative protein TPRXL
Exons: 5
Coding region: 338-1042 (234 amino acids)
Source: RefSeq, a predicted model, not a curated record
CGCCGCCGCCUGCUGCCUGCUCUGCGCCCUGUCAGGAGAGGCUCAGGAGACAGGAGAGGCCUCAGUGUCACCACCGCCUUUUCCUAGCUCAGCACUAACCUCGCAUCAGCCAAGGGAAGCCUCUGGCUUCAGUCCAGUCACUGCUGCCAUUCCUCAGACAAGCCUGGAGAAAAACUUGACUGCUGCAACACUCAGUGCCACUGGAGCCCACUCUACAGAGGUGAAUGAUGCCUUCCUUCCCACCACCCCCAAGACAGGCUCCGAGGCAGAGAGACUGCAGGCUUCUACCACUGCCAGUCCUGGGGACAUCACAGUCACACAUCCUGAGCAUGACAACAUGAGCUUCUCAGUCAACAGCAGCACUGAAAUCCCCUCCCCUACCUUGACUACCAGCACUCUGGAAGAAAACCAGCCUAGCCAUGAAGCCACAGAGCCUUUCAGCACAACUGAAGAAGUGGAUGAUGCCAGCAGUGCAACCCCCACAUCUUCUCUGAACACUGUGCCAGCAACAACUAACAACUCUCAGUCAGGGCUUUUUGAUGGGCAGACCCUGGGGUCCACAGCAGCAAGGUCUGAAACCAAGCCAGGAACAAGCCCUGUGGCUGCCACAGAGGAGAGCACUGUGGAGCCCAGAACUUCCUCUGCUUCCAUCUCCACUGUACGGAGCAUGUCCUUUGCUGCUGCCUCCAGUUUUGUGACAGAGACACGCCUUGUGACCAGCUUCACGGCUGCCAGCACAGCUGCCAUCCCCACCAGCACACCCACAAUGGCACAGUCAUUGGAGCCCAGGCACGAGAAGGCUUCUGUGGUGGAUGUUGGUGAUGAUGACAAUUCAGAGCUACCCAGUUUGGCUGGCAAAACAAGGGCUGAUCCCUUGGUGAUCACUGUGAUCUCUGUCUUCAUUGUCAUGGUGGGCAUCCUGGGCCUGGUGGGCUUCUUGCGAUACCGCCAGCACAACAACCGCAUGGAAUUCCGGCGCCUGCAGGACCUGCCCAUGGAUGACAUGAUGGAGGACACCCCUCUCUCCCUCUACAGCUACUAGGCAACCAAGCUAUCCACUGCCCAGAGGAAAAGGCCUUGAGGACUUGGUCCCAGACGAUCUGCUGAGGAAUGAGGGGCUGUGAUUUGCAUACAACUGAAAGAUCCUCUUCAGAUGGUUUUUGGUUUUAGAUGUUUUAAAUAGUUCAGUGUUGAAGUUCCUAUGCUGCAAAUCAGAGCCCACGUCUGACCCUUUUCUCCAGGCUCUCCUCAAAACAAUGCCCUGAAGACAUGUCUCCUUUUAGUGUGGCAACCAAUUAGCCAAGAUAACCUUUGCCAUGGUGUUCUCCAUGGAUUUCUUCUGUUCCAUCUUGGUGGCUGCUGCCUUCAAAGGAGGUGGGCAAGUGAUCCAGAUUAGGACUCUUAACACUGGUGGUGUCAGCAUAGUGCCAGCAAAGGAGACUGCUGUUUUCUGAGGAAACCAAGGAUGUGGAAAUCAGUUCUCUUGGCUUCCCUCUUGUUCUGUAUUUUUAAGGUUGUUUGUUUUGGGGGUUUUCUUGCACUUUUUUUGUUCCUGUUUCAGCUUUAGUCCCAGGAUUGGCAUUACCCAUCCUGAAACACCUACCAGGAGGAUAAAAGACUACUCUGCUUCCUUCCUAGAUGCAUACCUUUUCUCUUUAACUAGGGAAAACAGGUUUGUGGCCACUGGAGAAGUGCCCCUGCUCCUUGAUGUUGCUUUGAAGUUGCUGGGAGGAAAAUGAACAUAAUGCUAGCUUAACCAAGCUUGAUAGGACUCAGUCUAUUGCCAAUUAGACACGCUAAUUUGGUCUCACCAAAAUUAGGAAACCGUGUCUCCUACACUUGAUGCUUUUGGCAUAUGUGUAAAUUCCUUUCCCAAGCUCAGUAAAUGCUUUAGUCCAUUUCCUUGCCUGGGCUAACACAAGCCUUUCCUCAGGUACCUCUCAUUUUGCUUCUAGCAUCUGGUUGCUGGAAGUUGUACAAAACUGAUCCUUUGCUCUCCCUGCUGUGCUAUGCAAGGUCAAAGCUCCUCUACUUUUUGAUGUUGGUCUUUUGAGCCAGAUAAUGUCAUGAGGACAGAUCCUGGAUGUAGGUGCCUUCCCUUUCUUGGUGUUAUGCUGAUUAGAUUCUGCACUUUUGCCUCAAAAUAUCACUGCUGUACACUGCAUCUUGAGAGGCUCUUGAGGCUUCUCAAGGAAACUCAUAGAUCAGAGCCUUUGAGUGUGAAUCAGAGGAUCUUUUGGUGCCCUUGCUUCAGAAAGACCAGAGUGUGUGUAACAUGACAGUCUUCAUGUAAUUACACCUGCUCCUGUUUUCUAAGUCACAUUUAACUGCAGGUAAAUGGAAACACAUGCCUUCUCUAGAGUAUUUGAUUUUUGACUAAGCCAGUUGUUCCCUCAGGAUACAGCAAGGGCUAGAGUUUAUCUGCCACAUUGCUCUUACAAGCCUCAGUUUCUCCUCUCCUUUUAGUAGCAACAUCACUGAACCCCAAAAAGGACAGAUACCAGCCCUCACCUGCAAGAGUACCUUUAUUUGCCAGUGCUGUUAUUGGUUGUCGUAGCAGGGAAAGGGGAAUUUCUCCAUCAGCUGAGCUCAAGUUAUCUGGAAAGCCCAAAGGUGGAGCAGAACCAGUCUGGGUCAAAUAGGUGAACUGGUUAAGGCAGCAGUUCCUCCUCCCUGUGUUGCUGCUUCCAGAGUGGCUGACAAAUGGCUGCAGUGCAGUUGUGCUUCAGCUGUUGGCUUUGGCCUUCUGUCUGAGUAUUGAUGCCCAGUAAAAUAGAGAAGAGGGUUGGUUCUCUCCUAUGAUUGCAUGAGAACUAAAGAGCAAUUGUCACAACUCCAAAGCUUUUGUAUCAAGCAUUGUCUGCACAGAGCGAUCUCCCUAGCUACAGACUUGUUUCCCCUGCCGGAGGGCAGGGUGCUACUGGUUUUCGGCACAAAGUUGGCAAGUUAGUGGUGGAAAAUAGAACUCUAUCCUGGUUGCAACUGGUGCAGGCUGGCAUAUCUGGGAAGUGUCUGCACACAGUCAACAGGGCAGGGGCUGGUUGUUCUGGUUUCCCAUGCAUUGCUGUCCAGGGGAAAGGGGUGAGGAAGAAAACUUGCCCAACACCAAAGUGCAACUUUGUUUGUAAAAUAUGUUGAUAGUGGAUUUUUUUUUUCUGCAAUAAAGUUACAAAUGCCAAAA